GCAGGGCUCCGGCUGCCGCGGCUCACUCGCCCGCUCUCAGGGACAGCAUGUGGCCGCUGCGGCUGCUCACGGCUCUGCUGCUUCUGGCUGCGGUGGGCACACGAGCUGAGGACCACCCGAAGGCCGUGGUGACCCUGGACCCUGAGUGGGACAGGGUGCUUCGGGACGACAAAGUGACGCUGAAGUGCCAGGGGAGCCACACAGAGGACGGCCCCACACAGUGGUGGCACAAGGAGCACCUCCUGCCGAGCCAGGCCCCCAGCUACUCCAUCGAGUCGGCCAAAGUCAACGACAGUGGGGAGUACAGCUGCCAGUCUCCGGGCACGCAGCGCAGCGACCCCGUGCGGCUCCAGGUCCACGCCGUCUGGCUGCUGCUCCAGGCCCGCCACUGGGUGGUCCAGGUGGGGGACUCCAUCCGGCUGAGGUGCCACACCUGGAAGAACUUUCCCAUCUACAAGGUCCAGUACUUCCAGGACGGCGUAGGCAAGCAGUACACCUACCAGUAUUCUGACUUCUACAUUGAAAAGGCAACAGCCGCGCACAAUGGCUCCUACUUCUGCAGGGGCCUGAUCGACAAUCGUCGGAACGAGUCUUCGGAGGCCGUGUAUGUCACCGUGCAAGGCCUCCGCCCGCUCACCUCCGUCCCUGCCCCCUUCGGGAGACUGGUCACCAUCUCCCUGGCAGUGGGGCUCCUGUUUGUCUUGGACACGGGGCUGUAUUUCUCUGUGUGGAAAGACCUUCAAAGCUUAUUGAAAAAAAGGGAGGAAGGCGGUCACAUGAAGUAGGAGCCCUGAGGACACGCAGCAGCAACCACCGCAGAGCCUCCGACCCCCUCGCUGCGUCCAUGGUCUCCACCCCCCACCUCUGGGAACAGCAGGACACCCCCGCCCCCCGCCAGAGUCUGGGCCCGGGGGGCUUUUACCAGCUCUGCUUUCUCUUGGUCUCCAAUGAAAAGAGAAGGCUUGGUUUUUUAAAAACA
Pteronotus mesoamericanus is the source of this 979-nucleotide messenger RNA. RefSeq names its product low affinity immunoglobulin gamma Fc region receptor III-A-like. Gene Ontology annotation, molecular function: transmembrane signaling receptor activity. Bases 48 to 785 code for a protein of 245 amino acids. Gene Ontology annotation, cellular component: plasma membrane. The transcript has 5 exons. Gene Ontology annotation, biological process: cell surface receptor signaling pathway. The record is from RefSeq and is a predicted model, not a curated record. Lineage: Eukaryota; Metazoa; Chordata; Mammalia; Chiroptera; Mormoopidae.